AUGGUUCGUCUUAAAAAUGUAGGCACAGACACGUUUAAUAAGAACACUAAACCUCCAGUCACGAGGAAGAGGAAAUUGACCGCAAGUAACAAUGAAAAUGUAGAUCCAAAUUCAGAACCGGUGAAAAAUCAAAAUGAAAACAAAGGUUCAGCUGCGAAACUCACUGCUAAAGCAAAUAUUCAACCUAAGAGAAGCAGAAAGAAAACGAAGGACGUGAACACUGAACCAAAUGCAGCAACGAGAAUUAGCGAUAAGUGUAAUAACAACACUAAACCUCCAGUCACGAGGAAGAGGAAAUUGACCUCAAGUAACAAUCCAAACUCAGAACCGGUCAAAAAUCAAUCUGAAAACAAAGGAGAUGCUGCGAAAGUCACUGCUAAAGCAAAUAUUCAACCUAAGAGAAGCAGAAAGAAAACGAAGGGUGUUAACAAUGAACCAAAUGCAGCAACGAGAAUGAGUGGACCAUGACUUUCGGAUGAUAACCUGGAUGAAGAACGACCACAUAACUAUCCGGAUCUUUUAAACUCUGAUGAAGACGAUGAAGGGGAUUACGAACACAUUUUCCAAUGUAGUAGUCCUGAUAGCACAGACACAGAAGAUGGUGAUAAUGAUAAAUACCAACCUUCUCCAUCACAUCUGCAACAAACGCAUAUCUCCGAACAAGAACCUCCUUCGACCGUACACAUAGUUCCAACACUUCCUGAGAGUGUGAUUACUCAAGAAACUGUUCAACCUUCUCCAACUCUGAAAAAACGAAAGAGAGUGAGUAUGGCAAAAAAGAAAGAAACUGUACCCGAUAAGAUUGUAUACAAUGACGAGGGUGACAUGACUUAUUCGUGCGUGCAUUGUGGUGCUAAAUUUUGGUAUGGAGAACGACUAAACAGAAGAAGGACGACGGGGGAUCCAUCAUUCAACCUUUGUUGUAUGCACGGCCAAGUCAAAUUGCCUUUACUAAAGGAUCCUCCUGCUCUUAUUAAAAAAUUGCUGUUUGGGGAUGAUGAAAAUUAUCACCUAAUUGGAAGUAAAUUUAUCAGAAUCUACAACAUGUUGUUCUCUAUGACGUCUCUCGGAGGUAAAACUGAUCGUUCUAUCAAAAAAGGAAAGGGUCCAAACAUGUUUCAGCUGCACGGAGAAAAUUACCACCUAAUUGGAAGUAUGCUUCCAAACCCCGGUGAUUAUGCAAAAUUCUAUCAGAUGUACAUAGUUGAUUCUGAAAAUGAAUUGGACAACAGACUGAAUUUUUUCAGUAAGGGGAAACACGCAUCCAAGCCAGAUAAGAAGAAUAGACUCAGGAAGGACAUCAUUGAUGCGCUGACAAAGAUGCUCGACGAUGUCAACCCCUAUGUCAAGAAUUUCAGGACUGCAAGAGAAAGAUUCAACACUAAUCCUCAAGAUAGUUUUCAUAUGAGGAUAAUUAGUGAUCGUGUUACAGAUGGUAGAACUUACAAUGUUCCAACUGUGUCUGAGGUUGCUGCAAUUAUUCCCGGAGAUUUCAAUUUAGAAAUGGGUACAAGACGGGAUAUUGUUCUAGAGAAACGAUCAGGCAAGCUGCGACGGAUAAGCGAAAUCCAUCCAGCCUACAUACCACUGCAAUAUCCUCUGGGGUUUUCUUAUGGAGAAGAUGGUUUCCGACUUGGAAUUAAGAAAGCCAAUGUUGAAGCUUCUAAGAAGACGAAAAAGGAAAACAUCAGCGUUAGACAGUUUUUUGCGUAUCGUCUAAUGGUUAGACCAAACGAGUCAAAUCACUUGCUACACUCUAGGAGAUUGUUCCAGCAGUAUCUGGUUGAUACCUACACUAUGAUAGAGUCUAACAGAUUAUCCUACUUGAGAUUGAACCAGACAAGUUUGAGGUCUGAUAGCUAUGACUCUAUCAAACAAGCGGAAGACCACGGUGUUAUUGAAAUGGAUGAACAAGGCAAUAAAUUUCUGCUACCUGCGAGUUUCACUGGUGGACCAAGAUACAUGAGGGAGUUGUAUUUUGACGCCAUGGCCAUUUGUAGACAUCAUGGAUUUCCAGAUCUUUUCAUUACUUUUACAUGCAAUCCUAAAUGGCCAGAAAUAUCAAGGGAUCUCGCAGGGACCCGUCUAAGUGCCACUGAUAGAGCUGAACUUAUUAGCAGAGUCUACCGGAUGAAACUAAAAUCUCUUAUGGAAGAUCUAACUCUCAAAAACCUGCUGGGAAAAACGGUGGCCUCUAUGUACACCAUAGAAUUUCAAAAGCGAGGUUUGCCACAUGCACACAUUCUUCUAUUCAUGGAUCAGAAGUCAAAGCUCCAGACAACAGACGCUAUUGACGAUAUUAUAUCCGCCGAAAUACCAGAUAAAUCAAAAGAUCCAGAGUUGUAUGAUGUUGUGAAAGAUAUGAUGAUUCAUGGACCAUGUGGUCAUGCCAACCCCAAUUCACCAUGUAUGAGCAAUGAUAUAUGUACUAAGAACUUCCCCAAGAGCCACGCUGAAAAGACUACAAUCAAUAGAGAAGGAUUCCCAUUAUAUAGGAGACGCGAUCAGCCCAAUGUGUUUGUGGAGAAGAACGGUUUUAAAUGCGACAACAGAUACGUAAUUCCAUACAACAAAACCCUAUCCGUCCGUUAUAGAGCACACAUCAAUGUUGAGUGGUGUAACCAGACGGGGGCUGUCAGAUAUUUAUUUAAGUACAUCAACAAAGGAGCCGAUCGUGUUUCUGUUGUCGUUGAGUCAGCUGAGGAAGCCAGGAGAAAAACAAAGAGCGGACAUAAGGAUGUUAGUGGAGAUGCCAACAGUCGAUCAAAUGAUGAGGGUGUUAGCGCAGAGAAGAAAGCUUCCAAGGAAAAUAGGAAUGAGAUCAAGGACUACUUUGAUUGCCGGUAUGCUUUAUUAUUUGUCUUUAGCCUCCAUUUAAGCGAUAUGACUGUUUUCUUAGCUGUGGUCAUAUCAUUAUCUUUUAUUUUAGGUACAUUUCACCCUCUGAAGCUGUUUGGAGAACAUUCAAAUACCCGAUACACCAUAGAUCUGUAUCAGUGGAGAAACUGA
This is a messenger RNA of Microthlaspi erraticum, 3009 nucleotides long. The record is from the annotation of a GenBank genome assembly. Lineage: Eukaryota; Viridiplantae; Streptophyta; Magnoliopsida; Brassicales; Brassicaceae.